ACAAAUCCUGAUUCUGGCGACCAAGGCACGUCUGAAAUGCGGAUAGCCUGUCUGUCGUCUCGUCCUCUCGGCAAUGCGCAAUUUAGGAGUCGCUUUUCGCGCGAGCACCUUCCGCGCAAGCACCAUGCGCUCUCCUCAGUUGCCUUCCGCAGCCGGCGGUAGUCAGCGCAAUUCGGCUUCGGUAGCGGGAAUGGCGACGAUUAACGCGACGGCUAGUGUCGCAGGGCGGUCGCAUGGCAGAAGUGUGCUUCAGCCUGGACGGUUUCCGACUCAACAAGAGCUUCUUCGCUUCCCAGAUAAGCUCAUCAGAGACAUCGCUUUUGUUGCCUUCUGCCCGCCGCUGCUGCUCUCGUCCAACCAGCUACCAACAGUGGACCCACACGCAUUCGCCCAGACCUCUUCCCUCCUGAUGCCUAACAGCCCGGAUCACUCCAGUCCAAGCAAUUAUCCGCACCAUGAGGCAUGUGACAAUAGCGAGAGGGAGGGCCAACAGGCGCUCUUGGCCUGGCUGGAGUCCCUGGAUGGAGGACACGUGGCAGCAUGGUUCAGGCAGAAGAAACAGAGCGCCCGAUUGGGCGACCACUAUGCUCUUUGCAUUCUCUUCGCCCUCACGUUCGGCCCGAGCCUCAAGCCUCGGGGCCUCCGAACCUCUGUCCAAGUUCACGUUUCAGAGGUUCGGGGGAAGCCCACCCGGCUUAUCUUCCCCGAACCAGAUCAAACCCUCCCCGAAGCAGACACAUCAGCUGACGGCGGCCUAUCCGAACCUGACCCCCCCAACCCAACAUGCCAGACUCCUCCACCUUGUUGAAGCAGAGUCCAGACCAGCCGAACUUACCGAGCCUAGAGGGCUUCAGCGUGCCGAGCCUGGAGCUGGCUCCGGCUCGGCCAGAGCUAGACUUUCCGGAGCUGAGGCAGAUGGGCAGACGGGCUCGGAAGCGAUUCCUGCGCGAGUCGAGGGAGAGGAAGGGGCGGAUUCAGACCAUGGGGGAGUUUGAUGUGCUCUUCACCCUGCCGCCUCCCUCCCUCCCUCCUCACUCACCCUCUCCUCCUCCUCCCUCUCUUCCUCACUUGCUCUCUCCUCCUCCCCUUUCUCCUCCUGAUUCCAAGUCGCCUGGUUUAUGUUGCAAGAGAGUUUUAGAGGGUGGUGCAACUGCUGCUGCUGAUGAUUGUGGUGGAGAUACAGCUGCUGUUGCAGCUGUUGAUUCUGCUCCUCCUGCUGCUGCUGCUGCUGCCGCUGCUAAUCCCGCCAUUGGACUUGAGGAUGCAGCCGCAGCAGCCUCAGCUGUGCUCCACCACUGGGAGCUUUCCGUGAAGUUUCUCCUCUUCGUGGGCUCGUGGGACGAUGCACUUGCCAUCUUCUCCCGCCGGUUCCAUCCCACUCAGAGCAGCAGCAGCAGCAGCAGCAGCAGCACCACCACCACCACCACCACCAUCACCACCACCAUCACCACCACCACCACCAGUAGCAGCAGCACCACUAUCAGUGGUAGCAGCAGCAGCAGCAGCAGCAGCAGCAGCGGCAGUGAAGCAGCACCUGACUGGCUGCUGGGGCAGUACCUGGGCCCCCACGUGGGGGAGUCCCUCCGCGACCGGAAGGAGCGGCUUAGCCGACAACUGCUGCUGGGCAAACACGGUUAUGGGGCUCAGCUUAUAACGAGGAUGUAUGGAGUUGAGGAGAGCUGUGGAGGGAAAGAGAUAUUAUCCUCGUUACAAGCAGCAGCGCUGUUACAAGGGUACUUGUUCUAUGAGUACCCCCUGUGGCUGAAACUGAGAGAGAUGGAGGAGGGCUGGAGAGAGAGAGGCGCCAAAUUUGGGACCGUUGCUACCAGGGGCGAUUCUGAGAUAGGGGGUAGAGCAGUAGCAGCAUCAGCAGCAGCAGGAAGAACAGCAGCAGCAGCAGGAGACACAGCAGCAGCAGCAGCAGGCACAGGAGCACCAGCAUCAGGAGCAGCAUUUUAUGGAGAAUGUGCCGUGUUCCCCUGGCACUGGUACGGGUGGUGGACGCAUGAUGCUGCAGCCAUGGUGCAGCUGCCCAAGCAUGCCCACUCCCGCUGGUACAUCAUGCCCAAAGACGAAUGGCUCUCGCCUGUGCUGGUCCCAGAUGAGACACCCCCUGUCUAUUGCCUCCAGAUACCACCUCCCCUGGAACCCACCUAGAUGCUGCCUGUGCAAGUGCUGACCUGGACGCUACCUUCCCCGAAGCCCACCAAGAAGCAACCUGCUCUGGUGCUGAUGACCUAGGUGCCUGCUUCCAGUCUUGCCCGGAUGGAAUUGCAACGCCAUUGACAGGAAACCUUUUGCUUCAAGUUAUUUACAAGUGCUCCGAAGAGGCUCGGUUGAGGAAUCUUCCCAGGAAGCUCCGUUUCUUGGUUGCUGAGCUGGAGUGGGACUCACGGUAUCAGUUUCAGGAGGAGACGAAUGGUGAAAUGCGUGAUAGCGAUGGAAGUGAGGGGCUUGAGCAUUGUGAUAGGAAGGGAGCUUGGGUUGAGGCUAGCAGGGGAUUUAUUGUUGAGAAGGGUUGGCCUGAUAGUCGAAACCAUCCUCCACAUGGAUUCGUUUGGAGAGAAGAAUGUAACAUUCCCUUUUGGUGA
This is a messenger RNA of Closterium sp. NIES-67, 2591 nucleotides long. Lineage: Eukaryota; Viridiplantae; Streptophyta; Zygnematophyceae; Desmidiales; Closteriaceae. The record is from the annotation of a GenBank genome assembly.